ACUUUCAAAUCAUUCGUGACAGUACAGUGGCAACCUCAUUGAUCAAUCUAUUUUUAUAGAAGUUUUUAAUUUACCUAUUUAUUUGAAAAGCUGUUCAAAAUGGGUCGCAUGGCUGGAAUUAAAUGGGAAAAGGCAAUGCAAUGUCGACCGGUUCAUAACAUUAUAUCAUCAGAUUUUCCUAAAUAUAACCCGCAACCAUGGAAAUUCAUGGAAGGUCCGUCACGUAUUCCAUGGUUAUUAUCGUACGAAUAUCAGCGAAUGUGGGUGGAAGAAAGAGAAGCAUGGAAAAAGAGAAUGUAUCCUGAAAACACUACUGUAAACGUAGAUAUUGUCAAACGUUAUGUUUUAACAUUUAAAUCGAAUCAUCAGCCACCAAAACCUGAAGAGAAAAAGCCAUUUAAAAUGAAAAAAUUUGAGGGCAUUGGGAGCCGUACGACCUCAAAACGACCGGCCAAGGACAAAGCCAUGAAUUUCAAUAAAAAUAAAGAAAAAAGCUAAACUGAA
Messenger RNA from Pieris brassicae (large cabbage white), 504 nucleotides. RefSeq lists its product as uncharacterized. The transcript has 3 exons. Lineage: Eukaryota; Metazoa; Arthropoda; Insecta; Lepidoptera; Pieridae. Bases 100 to 498 code for a protein of 132 amino acids. The record is from RefSeq and is a predicted model, not a curated record.